Messenger RNA from Triticum urartu, 1269 nucleotides. Its product is annotated as NAC domain-containing protein 105. Lineage: Eukaryota; Viridiplantae; Streptophyta; Magnoliopsida; Poales; Poaceae. Gene Ontology annotation, biological process: regulation of DNA-templated transcription. The record is from RefSeq and is a predicted model, not a curated record. Gene Ontology annotation, molecular function: DNA binding.
UCCUUUAGGUGUGGUGCAACAACUAAUUAGGUCGGCGUGCUAUGCCAUCCUGAAUCCCAUUGCAUGAGGAGUGCAGUGCAUGCCUCCCUAUUUCUAGGACCUUUUCUCUCCCUGCCUGGCCCAUUCAGAUACACAUGCACAUGCUCGCUCAGACCUGAACCCGCUAGCUUUUGCAUGUUCUAGAGCAGAGCGCUAGCAUCGUCGUCUGAUCGAGGGAUCGGGGUGGUCUGGCAAUGGAGGAGUCCUCUUGCAACACGGUGCCCCCGGGGUUCAGGUUCCACCCCACGGAGGAGGAGCUCGUCGGCUACUACCUCGCCCGGAAGGUCUCCUCCCACAAGAUCGACCUCGACAUCAUCCAGGAGGUCGACCUCUACCGGAUCGAGCCGUGGGAUCUUCAAGAGAGGUGCGGCAAGUACGGCGGCGGCGGAGGAGGGCAGGAAGAUCCGACGACGGAGUACUACUUCUUUAGCUACAAGGACCGCAAGUACCCCAGCGGCACGCGCACCAACCGCGCCACGGCCGCCGGCUUCUGGAAGGCCACCGGGAGGGACAAGCCGGUGCUCUCCUCGUCCUCGUCGUCUCCCGCGGCCGUGAUCGGCAUGAGAAAGACGCUUGUCUUCUACCGCGGCCGCGCCCCCAACGGCCGCAAGACCGACUGGAUCAUCCAUGAGUACCGCCUCCAGUCCAACGAGCACGCGCCCACACAGGAGGAAGGGUGGGUGGUGUGCCGCGCGUUCGUGAAGCCGGUGACCAGCCAGCAGCACAGGCUGUCCUACGGCGGCGGCGGGUACCCGACGAUGAACGGCAGCUACAGCUCCGCCUCCAAUUACUACUACUACGACAACCCUAACGCGCGCCUGAUGGUCGCCGGCGGGGGUCCGCCACAUGAUCAGCAUGUUCUGGCGGCGGAGUCCAAGCAGCAGGUGCAGCUGUUCCCCUCCGACCUGCCGCCGCCACUCCAGAGCCCGACCUUCGACGGCGAGGGCGAGGGCGACAUCUCGCAGAUCAGCGGUGGGUGUAGCAGUGCGGAUCAGCAGCUGGCGGCUGCUGCUGGGACGAUCGACUGGAACCUGUGGAGCAGCUUGCUGCCGUCCACGGCGCCACAGCUCUUCCACGGCCAGACAAUGACGCCGCCGCCGGCAGCCAAUUCGAGCUCCUCCAAGAACACUUAACGACAUAAUAUUUGAGCCGGAGGAUCCAGAUUAUCUUGACUGAUGAUUAAUUGUUGACAAUUUGAUCAUACGACGGAGUAUGUAUGUUUGACGACUA